This is a messenger RNA of Enterospora canceri, 789 nucleotides long. The record is from the annotation of a GenBank genome assembly. NCBI's taxonomy places the organism in Eukaryota, Fungi, Microsporidia, Enterocytozoonidae.
AUGGACAACCAGCUGAUCAAGGCGCAGUCGAUUCGGAUUCUGGUGCUCGACGAGGCCGACCUCCUCUGCAAGAACGAGUUCCUGGAGCAGAUCCACUCGAUCUACACGUUCCUGAAGCCGGAGCAGCUGCAGGUCCUCUUCUUCAGCGCCACCUACUCGCCAGAGGAGAUCAAGACCAUCUCGUACAUCGUGAAGGAGGCAGUUGAGAUCGACCUCAGAAAUGACGAAUACACCCUACAGGGAAUCAAGCAGUACUUCAUCAACCUGGGCAGCCCGUACGACUCCAAGUUUGGUGGCCGAUUCAGUCUCGAGAAGAAGAAGAUGGAGCUCUGUCUCAAGGUCCAGACGCUCAUCAACGUCCUCAGGAGCCAGCCACUCGGCCAGAUGAUGAUAUUCGCAAGGAGGAAGGCAGACGCACAGGACGUGUUCAGGAUGCUCGAGGACGAGAAGUUCCAGUGUGCCCUGAUAUCGAGUGACCUGAAUCAGGAGCAGCGAAAUGACGUCAUAUCGGAGUUCAAGAACGGGAAGAAGAGGAUUCUGGUCACGUCCGACAUCUGCAAGAGGGGGAUUGACGUGCAGGGGCUCUCUGUCGUCAUCUGUCUCGAUGUCCCAGCCUACGACCAGAAGGAGGACUUCAUUCACAGGGUGGGAAGAGCAGGUCGAUACGGAAAGAGGGGAAUUGCUCUACACAUUCUGAAUCAGUUUGAGUACGAGACACUGGCUAAGAUAGCAGGUGACUAUAGAACAGUUCUAGAGGAGUUGCCAAAGACAUUCUCGUUCAGUGAAUAG